AUGGCUGACUGUAAAAAUGUCACCAUGGCUGACAUUGUCUUCCUGGUCGAUGGCAGCAGCAUAUCCCCCCAUGACUUCGAGGACAUCAAGCGUUUCCUGCGUACGUUUAUUGAGUCAGUAGACAUCGGCAACAGAAAAGUUCGGGUUGGCUUGGCGCAGUACAGUGAUGAACCUUUUCAGGAGUUCCUGCUGAAGGAUCACAUGGACAAGAGGUCCCUGCUGGCUGCACUGGAAGGAUUAUCUCAACGACAAGGAGGCACGAAAACAGGCAAGGCCAUCACCUUCCUCCAUAAUGAGUACUUCACCAAAGAGGCUGGCAGCCGAGCCAGCGAACAGGUGCCUCAGAUUGCUGUUGUCAUCACAGACAGGAAGUCCAGUGAUAAUGUGACAGGGCCUGCUCUGAGCCUGAGAAAGGAGAAAGGAGUCAUUGUGUUUGGCAUCGGGGUGGGACAAGCAGACAAGGAAGAGCUUAAGUCUGUUGCCAGCCGGCCCCCACAUCGCUUCCUCCUCACCAUUGAUAGUUUUGGGGCUCUGCAGCAUGCAACAGAGGAUCUUUUGAAAACUGUUUGUGUCUCCAUGGUGGAUAAGAGGCAAGAUUUGGUUGACAGGAUUUCAGAUAUUUUCUUCUUGGUGGAUAGUGGUAUAAGUCAACAACAGUUCAACCUGUUCAGGACAGAACUUAACAAGUUGGUCAAUCAGCUUAACAUUGGAGCAUCCAACAACCAUAUCGGGUUGGCCCAGUAUGGUCAAAAUAUUAGGGUUGAAUUCCUUCUCAACGCCCAUCAAACCAAACAGGAGACCCAGGCUAGUGUCAAGCGUUUCCGUCUGCGCCCACCACAACCCAACGAACCACAAAACCUGGGCCGUGCUUUGGAGUACGCCAGAACUAACUUUUUCACCAGUGAUGCAGGGGGCCGUGCUGAGCAAGGCUUCAGACAGUUCUUGGUCGUUGUGAGUGGACGAGCCUCAAGUGACAGUGUGUCUACAGAAGUUCGUAGUAUCAGAUCAUCAGGGGUUACUAUUGUUGGGAUGAGCGCAGGUGCACCGAUGGAUUCAGUACGCUUGUUGAGUGAUCAGGAUGUGUUUGAUUCUCCAAGAGUAACUCUUCUGAAGGACCUCUUCAUAACUGAGAAAGAGGACAACAUUACUGAAGAAUGCAAAGAAGUCAAUAAGGUGGACAUUGUGUUCAUUGUUGAUGAGUCGGGUAGCAUUGGACAAGCCAAUUUCGAGCUGGUACGCGAUUUCCUACAUUCAAUUGUAAGCAGCCUGGAUGUCAGUCAGACUACAGUCAGAGUCGGCAUUGUUACAUACAACGACAACCCUACAGCACAGGCCUACCUUGACACCUUCAAUGACAAGAACGAUACCCGACAGUUCAUCAAGAUCCUGCCUUACACUGGUGGUGGAACAAACACCGGAAAGGCCCUAAACUUCACCCGCGAUGAAAUCUUUAAUGAGACAAAAGGCAGCAGGAAGGAUGUCCAGAAGGUGGCAGUGGUUAUUACAGAUGGUGAAUCCCAGGACAAUGUUAGCGAAGCUGCAGUCCGUCUUCGUCGGAAGGGCAUCACAGUUUUCGCUGUAGGAAUCAAAAAUGCUAGCAAAACCGAACUGGAACAGAUAGCAUCUUAUCCGCCCCAUAAGCAUGUUUUUACUGUGGACAGUUUCACCGAACUGAAGCCCAUGAAGACGAUCCUUCAGAAAAUCCUGUGCAAUAACAUCAACGAACAAGCCGUCAUAGACAACAAAAGAACGUCAGAUGCCAAAAAAGCUUGUGUACCAAAGGAUGAAGCAGACUUCUUCUUCCUGAUAGAUGUAUCAGGAAGCAUUGACAGCACAGGCUUUACUGAAAUGAAGAAGUUCAUUAUUGAGUUUCUGCAUACUUUCCGUGUUGGGCCACGACAUGUCCGCAUUGGGCUUAUGAAAUACUCAGACUCACCAAUUUUGGAAUUUGACCUCACAACUUAUGCAAAUGCAAAGGAUGUGGAAAAAGCUGUGAUGGCCAUUGAAAAAGUAGGACGUAAUACAUAUACAGGGAAAGCACUGUCUAAAAUGAAACAAUACUUCAAGCGUGCGAAAGCCAGUCGCCCCAAAGUCCCAAAGUACCUGAUUGUCAUCACUGAUGGAAGAGCCACUGAUCAAGUCAAGGCACCUGCAAAAACAUUGAGGGAUCAAGAUGUCAAUAUCUAUGCCAUCGGGGUGAAAGAUGCAGACCAAGAUGAACUGGUUAAGAUUGCCGGCGACAAAGAGAGGACUUUCUCUGUCAAUGAUUUUGAUUCCUUGAAGAACCUCCACAAACAACUCGUCACUGACAUCUGUAUUCCUGAUGUUUGCAAAACCGUAUCAGGUGAUGUGAUUUUCUUAGUUGACGGCUCCGAGAGCAUCUCUGAGAAGGAUUUUCAGAAAAUUAAAGAAUUUGUGAAAUCUAUCAUCAGCAAGACUACCAUCAGUGAAGAUGGGGUGCAUGUUGGGAUCAUGCAGUACAGCACCGAAUACAAACUAGAGUUCUCCCUCAACAAACACUACAACAUAGAUGAAAUGAUCGAAGACAUUAAUGACAUGAAGCAGUUGAGUGAAGGUACAAGGACUGGCAAAGCCAUCAGUGCUGUGUCGGAGUAUUUUAAUAGAAAUAAUGGAGGGCGUCCUGAGCUACAGCAGAAGCUGGUGGUGUUAACAGACGGCAAGUCCAUAGACGACGUCAGUUACCCUGCUGCUGCUCUGAGGGAGAAGGGAGUAACCAUCUAUGCCAUAGGAGUGGCCGACGCCAACACUGUUGAGCUGGAGAAUAUCAGCGGGUCAAAACAAAGGGUUUAUUUUGAGAAGGACUUUGAUGCUCUGAAGUCGUGGGAGAGUCAGGUGGUUGUGGAACUCUGCAAGGCAGGUGAGGACUGUAAGAAGACAAGAAAUGCAGAUGUUAUUUUCCUGGUGGACGGCUCGGCAAACAAAAAUUUAAAUAUGUUCAAAAGCAUUCACAGGUUUAUGGAGACAAUAGUGGACCUUACUGAAGUUGGCGAGAACCUGGCUCGUUUUGGGGUCAUUCUCUACGCCGAUAAUGCUGAGUCUGUUUUUACUCUUAAAACGUAUUACAACAAAUGGGACGUGAUUGAAGCAAUACAGAGGAGUAUAAAGACACUCAGUGGAAACACCAACACUGCCAAGGCGAUGGAAUACUCAUUACAAUAUUUUACUGAUGCACACGGUGGCCGGCCUACAAAAAAUAUACAUCAGAUUCUCAUGGUGAUCACAGACAGGGAUGCCUCUGAUCGUUAUGACCUGGAGAGGGCAUCUAAAGCACUCAAAGAAAAUAGAGUCAUUGUCUUCAGUAUCGGAGUGGAACCUGCAAAUAGAGAUCAGCUGAAAAUCAUGGCUGAUGGUGACAAAUCCAGAGUUUUCUACGCAAAUAAUUAUGAUGCCCUGAAAAAUCUCAGCAAGAAUGUGUCCCGUGUCUGGUGCAAUUUUACUCAGGAAGUUUGCGAGACAGACAAGGCUGACUUGGUCUUCCUACUUGAUUCUUCCAGCAGCAUCAAUCGUGACGAGCACGGCAUCAUGUUGAACUUCACGUCAGAACUGGUGAGCAGUUUCAAAGUAGGUCAAGACUUUGUUCGUGUUGGAGCUGCACAGUUCAGUGACCUUCAAUACCAUGAGUUUUACCUCAAGAAUUACACCAACAAGGAGGAUGUGAUUGCACACAUUCACAAAAUGGCUUACUUUGGUGGAAACACUCACAUUGGAAAAGCUUUGAAAUACAUUAAGGAUUACUUCACAGUGGCACAGGGCAGCCGUAAAUCUGGUGUCCCCAAGAGUCUGGUGUUGAUCUCAGAUGGCGAUGAUAAUGAUGAUGUUGACAUCCUGGAGGACGAAGCCAACGAUCUCAGGGAAAUGGGGGUUAGGAUUUUUGCAAUAGGUGUUGGAGAUGUCCACCUCCUGCAGCUCUUGCAGAUUGCUGGAAAGCCUAGUAGAGUGUUCAAUGUGCGGACAUUUAAGGGCUUGGCAGAGAUCAAGAAUGAGGUGCUCGACAGAGUCUGUGAACGUGACCUUAUCCAAAGUACACCUGAGUGUAGCAUCGAUAUCGCCAUUGGAUUCGAUAUUUCAAAAAGAACUGGGCUUCCUGGGGAGAUGCUGGUCAGCGGCCAUCACAAUCUCCGGAAAAACCUGCCGCAGAUCAUGCACUACAUUUCUUCUGUGUCUAGCCUGUGCUGUUUUUAUGGCACCAAAAUCAAUACCAGCAUUGCCUUCCAAGUAGUUGACGACAGCAAUGGACGAUCCCUCUACGACACAAAUUUUGAGGAGUAUAGCGAGGAUGUGUUACAGAAAGUCAUGACCCUGCCGAUGACUCAACCUACUUACUUCAACACUGCCCUGCUGAAUUCCUUCCAAAACAAGUUUGCCACGUCCAAAGCUGGUGUGAAGGUGCUGGUGAUCUUCUCCGAUGGACUCGAUGAAGACUUGGACAAUCUGCUGCGUGUGAGAGAGCGGUUGAGAAAUUCAGAAGUCAACGCUCUACUGACUGUGGCUCUGGAGGGAGCCCAAAACCCUGCCGAGCUGCAGAGGUUGGAGUUUGGCCGAGGUUUCCACUAUGAGGAACGCCUCAGUAUUACCAUGCGGGAUGUCGGUAGUGCCAUCCUCAAACAGAUUGAUUCAGUGUCAGACAGGGAGUGCUGCAAUGUCACUUGCAAAUGCGUGGGAAAUGAUGGCCCCCGUGGCCCUUGGGGGCCCCCAGGGCCAAAGGGUGGGCCUGGACGGAAGGGUCAGCCUGGCUUCGUGGGAGACGAGGGAACCUCUGGAGCCAGAGGACCUCCUGGACCAGCUGGACCUCCGGGCAUCCAGGGCUGUCCUGGAGUCAGAGGACAGAAGGGAUCCCGAAGCACUAGAGGCGAGAGGGGCGAGAAAGGGGAUGAUGGCCUGGAUGGCCUCCAUGGAGAAUGGGGAGUGCCGGGACUGAAUGGAAGUCGAGGAGAGCGAGGAGAUCUAGGAAAUCCAGGUAUCCCAGGUAUCCCAGGAGAGGGUGGGCUGAAAGGAGAGCGAGGACUGAGAGGAGAUCCGGGACAACCGGGCGUAGAUAACACCCAACCAGGACCCAAAGGAGAACCCGGGAACCCAGGUUUACCGGGAAAACAUGGACCGGAUGGGCGAAAGGGUGAUGAUGGAGACAUUGGAAACCAGGGUCCAGAUGGAAGAAGAGGUGGGUCUGGAAGGAAGGGUGGACCUGGACAGCCGGCAGAGACAGGACUCCCGGGUAUCCAAGGUGCUCCUGGUCUUCAGGGAGGCAGAGGGAAUCCUGGUGAUCGUGGACCAAAAGGGAUCUCUGGCUUUCCUGGACCUGCGGGUAAACAUGGACAACCUGGAGGCAAGGGACAAGUUGGACAUCGUGGACCUAAUGGACAGAAGGGCCAACCAGGGAAUCCGGGUAUAAAAGGUAAUCCAGGUUCACAAGGACCCAGAGGAAUGCCGGGUCAGGAUGGUAGAGACGGUCGUGGACCCGCAGGACCCACAGGUAGCAAGGGAGAUCCUGGUUUUCCUGGGUACCCUGGUCUUCAGGCUGAGGAAGGCCAAAAGGGAACCAAAGGACAUCCGGGACAUAAAGGGAACUCAGGUCGACCGGGAAACACAGGCAGACCAGGUGAGGGAGGCGGGAAGGGAGACAAAGGAGGACCAGGACACAAUGGUCGCAAAGGCCCUCCAGGUGAAGGCAUGUCUCAAUGUGAUCUGAUCAACUACAUCAGAGAAAACUGUGGUAAGUAUCCGAAGAAGGCAUGUCCAGCCUACCCCACUGAACUGGUGUUUGGCCUGGACAUGACGGUGGAAGGUACUUUCCAGAGGCAGCAGAAUGCCCUCCUCUCUCUACUGGAGGACAUUUCCAUUGCUGAGAGCAACUGUCCGACAGGCGCCCGUGUGGCUGUGGUGGGAUACAACUCUGUCACCAAAUACCUGAUCCGUUUCCAGGACUACCGCCGCAAGGCCCAGCUCAUCAAAGCUGUGAAGAACAUCAGGUUGGAGACCACAACCAACGAGCGCUAUCUAGGAGCCGCCAUGCACUUUGUGGGUCGGAAUGUCUUCAAACAUACCCGUGCAGGAGCAUUGAUGAGGAAGGUGGCUGUAUUUUUCACCAAUGGAAAAUCAGAAGAUAAAAAUGAAAUUGUUACCGCUGUGAUGGAAUAUCGGGGUCUCAACAUCAUCCCUGCAGUCAUCUCACUGGAGAACGCUCUUAAUGUUCGUGAAGCCAUGGAGGUUGAUGACACAGGACACUCUGUCUUCACGGAAAGGCCACAGGACCAGGCCGCUGAUCUGCGCAAAGUCAAGAACUGUGUAAUCUGUUACAACCCCUGCAGACCUGAAGAGGAGUGCUCCUUCAUCCAGGAACCAGUGAAGCCUCAAGAAGUGCGUCUGGACCUGGUGAUGGUGGCUGACAGUUCCAGGCUGAUGCAGGCUGAUGAGUACGCUAGCACCCAGCAGCUGUUAAGCUCUGUGGUGGAGCAGCUGGUUGUGAGCCCACAGCCCCGCCGGGCUGAUGGGAAAGUUCGAAUAGCUGUAGUCCAGAGUGGCACUUGGACUCCCAAGUUGGAGUUUGGCCUGCAGACAUACCAGGACCAACAGCGGAUGAAAAGGCACCUGAUGAAGGACAUGCAGCAGCAGGGCGGCUCCUCAGCACUGGGACUGGCGCUGAAUUACACUCUGAGGGAGGUGUUCCUGAAGGCCAGCCAGCCCCGCAGGAGGAAGGCAAUUCUGACUGUGGUGGGCACCCAGACAGCUUACGAGGACCGGGCCAGACUACAAUACAUCUCCCAGAAGGCCAAGUGUGAGGGGGUGGCGAUGUUUGUGGUGACGGUGGGCGAUCGCUACAACCGGACGCAGGUGGAGGAGCUGGCCAGUCAGCCUGAACAGCAGCACCUGAUCCAUGUUGGGCGACUGAGGGCCGACGAGCAGGGCUAUGCCCAGCGCUUCUUCAGGGUCUUCCUCUCCGCCCUCAACAAGGGAAUGAACUCAUAUCCUCCUGAUUCUGUAAAACGGACCUGCCACCAGCUGCAAGAGCCAACCCCAGGUCCUUUGGCACCAGCCUUCGAUCUUAACGGUCUGGGGUCGGCGGAGCUGAUGGAUGAGGGGAAGGAGCAGCAGGAGCAGAUUGGAGUAAAGGCCACACAGCUGGACAUCAUUGAAACUUUGAACACAGAGGAUGGACAGAGCUUACUGUCAGUAGCUAACAUCACAGAUGCCAGAUGUUUGCUCAGAAAAGAUGCCGGUAACUGUGAGAAAUACACCGAGAGGUGGUUCUUCAACAGCGAUGUUGGCCAAUGCUCCCGCUUCUGGUACAGCGGCUGUGGUGGCAACAGCAACCGCUUUGAGACGCAGAAGGCUUGUGAGAAGCUUUGUCUGAGGAAGAGUCACUGA
Messenger RNA from Scomber japonicus (chub mackerel), 7383 nucleotides. RefSeq names its product collagen alpha-6(VI) chain-like. The record is from RefSeq and is a predicted model, not a curated record. Lineage: Eukaryota; Metazoa; Chordata; Actinopteri; Scombriformes; Scombridae. The transcript has 37 exons. Bases 1 to 7383 code for a protein of 2460 amino acids. Gene Ontology annotation, molecular function: serine-type endopeptidase inhibitor activity.